Myxocyprinus asiaticus (Chinese sucker) is the source of this 4687-nucleotide messenger RNA. RefSeq names its product transcription factor Jun-like. The record is from RefSeq and is a predicted model, not a curated record. Gene Ontology annotation, cellular component: transcription regulator complex. The transcript is spliced from 2 exons. The coding region runs from base 856 to 1911 and encodes 351 amino acids. Gene Ontology annotation, biological process: regulation of cell population proliferation; regulation of transcription by RNA polymerase II; regulation of cell cycle. Gene Ontology annotation, molecular function: DNA-binding transcription factor activity, RNA polymerase II-specific; RNA polymerase II cis-regulatory region sequence-specific DNA binding; transcription factor binding. Lineage: Eukaryota; Metazoa; Chordata; Actinopteri; Cypriniformes; Catostomidae.
CUAAGAUAUAUGUGAGUGUAGCAGCAAUGACCAUUAUUACUCCCAGUUCCCACUGUGGGAGAUCAUACACAAAUACACAUUCACACUUUAUUACACAGGACAUUAUGUCGUUCACAAUGUCAACUUUUUGAGCUCUAAAGCUGACAAGAACAUUUUAACAUCUUUACCCGAGACUUUGACAUUGUGCCAAUCAAUAAUGCAUUUAUCAUACAUUAUUUUGUGUCAAUAGUCGUAAUAUUUAGCAUAUAAAAAUAAAAUAGCACAUCCUCUGUAACCUUCAUCAUCUUCAGGACAGGAUCGAUGGGCUGCUGUUCUGUCGCAUCAGGCGCUCAAACGGCCAAUAAUCGCGACGCUCUCGCGGGAGGAGGCGCGUCUCACAGUCAGUUUCAGGAACUGAAGAGAAGAGAAAGGCGUGUUUUACUAAUAAUCAGCCGAGCAGAAAGUCCCACAGUCUCUCUGACAGCGAGCAGACGAGGAAACGGAGCGCUGCGAGACGGACGCGCUUCAGAGAGAGAGACGCGUACACCAGCGCGUUGGAUUCAUCGCACGAUCUUCUCCGUCGCUUUACUGUAACAUGACGCGUGUGUAACAGAUGAGCGUCGACGCUGUUUUAUGAUUCAUCUUUGACUCACUGGAUUGUUUCAUGGAUUCGGAUCUGAGCUGAUCGAUCACCAGCCGCGGGUUUUCCUCAGUUUAAUUCUGAGGAUUUCUGAAUGCUAAAGACCCUUCAGAAUUUGAACAGUUCUUUUAUUUUUAUUUUUUACUCCUUUCUGGACUAAAUGCAUGGGUGAAACCUUAAUCUCCGGUAGUUUCUAACCAGAUUAUGUCUUGUGAGGAAUCUGUCUUGCUGUGUCAAUGACGGGGAAGAUGGAAAUGCCCUUCUAUCACGAUGAGAGCGUUCCAAACUUUGGGCAAAUUCCAGACUAUGAUCGAUACCAAGGCCACAAGAUGAUGAACAAAAAGAACAUGGCGCACAAUUUCUCCAACAGUGUGGGAAAUAACUCGAGCCUCAAACUGUUGCAGGGACAAACCGCGAGCAACAUCAACCCAAACGGCCUCGGUAUGAGCACCAAUCCCAUGUCUUCACCAGACAUGAACCUCCUGAAGCUGUCGUCCCCGGAUCUGGAACACCUGAUUAUCCAGUCCAACCAGGGACUGGUUACUACAAGCCCGGCUCCAAACGCGUCUGCUAAUCCUUUCAUGUACAGAAACCAGGCCACAAACGAACAGGAAGGGUUUGCCGACGGCUUUGUCAAAGCUCUGGCCGAUCUACACAAACAGAACCAACUGGUCGGAGCGCCAAUGUCCCCUAGUUCAUCCAUCCAGGGAUCGUACCAGAGGAACCUGAUGUCUAGUGGCGAAAUGCCCAUUUAUACCAACUUGAGCAGCUACAACCCCAAUCAGUUAUCCUCUGCGUACGCCAGCGGGCAGAUCGCCUACACCUCUGCGGCCCACGCCUCUGCGGCCCACGCCUCUGCGGCCCACGCCUCUGCGGCCCACGCCUCUGCUCACGGGAGUCAGGGUCACCACCCUCCAGGGCGAGGUCUGGAUGCUCCUCAGACGGUGCCCGAGGUACCUCACCCUCCCGCAGGGGACCCCACCAGCUCCCCUCCGUCACUGUCGCCCAUCGAUCUGGAGACCCAGGAGAGAAUCAAGGCGGAGCGAAAGAAGUUGCGAAAUCGCAUCGCCGCCUCCAAAUGCCGCAAGAGGAAGCUGGAGCGGAUCUCGCGCCUGGAGGAGAAAGUGAAGGUGCUGAAGACGCAGAACUCAGACCUGGCCUCCACCGCCAGCAUCCUGCGUGAGCAGGUGGCCCAACUCAAACAGAAAGUGAUGAAUCACGUCACGAACGGCUGCCAGAUCGCCGUCAUCUCAACCGGAAUGGCCAAAAGUGGGGAGAGUACCAGCUGCUGAAAUGACACCACGUACUAAAGUGUGACUCUUUAUCUCUCUUUAUCUUCUGCUCACUCUCUCCCACUCAUUCUGCAUCUUGCUCGACCCCAUCUGAUGAUGAAAUGACACGUACCGCAGCAGAGACGGUGUGAGACCCAUCCUGCCUCCUCAAUGACACAUGUGAGAGAGACGUUACACCUGUCUGUCUCUCAAUCACAGACGGAACUUUGGGAACUCUUUAGGAAUGUCCUCCUUGGAAAAACCUGCAUAUACACACAAACUGGAACGUUCUUUGGACUUGAAGUUGUUCCGGUCAUUGGACACAUGAGGAAAAGGCCAAAGGGAUGCUAAUGAUGCACUGCAGUUUGGAAAAUAUUAAGGGAACAAAUAUGGAUUUGUUUUUUGGACACAAACUCAUGGUAAAUUCUAGCACUUGAAUUAUAUAUAGUUUUUUCCUCUCGUCUAGAGGAAGACUUCAUCAGCUCAGCUUGUAACCUAAUAUGUGAUUUUCCACUUGAAGGAGAAACGCAGCCUUGUUUUGCUGCAAGGUCCUUUAUGAUCAGCAUCUCAUUCUGCUGCUGGAGAACUUUAUAUUUUCGGGGUUUGUGUUUCUAGAAUGGUUGACGACAUGCACUAUUAUGUGAACAUUUCCAGAGGACCUGAAAGUGUCAUCCAGACGAAACAAACACCGGUUUGGAAUUGGUGCCCUUGUUGGAUCUGCAUUUGAAGUUGUCAGAAAAUGAGGCGAGAUUAAAUCCUGUUAUACUGGUUUAAUUUUCACCUCUAUUCUGAUGAUGUGUUUCAAGUGGAAAUCUCUUGGUUUAAUUUGUCACUUUGUCUCAAUAACAAUUUUACAGAUUUUUGUUUGUUGGCUUGUUUGUUGGUUUGAUAUUGUGCAAUUUGUGAUUACAAGAGAAAAAUAUUUUAUACCAACCAAGACUUUUAAGAAGUAUUACUGUUCAACAUUGAGACAUUGAAUACUGUAAGUGAACAGACAUUGACAAACAAAUCUUUUAAUGGUUCCUUUUUAGUUGGGAAGUUCUUGACCAUUCCGAGACCUUUUGCACUGUAAUCUCCCACCGGAGAUGCAUUUUAAUAAUGGGUUAAUAGUGUGUAUUUGCCACAAUCUAAUGAGUGUUAAUGCUGUGUAAUCCUGGAGUAACGGUGUGGUAAUGCGACUCUAAACUGCAUUUGAUGUGUUCAGAUUCAACACAAACAAGUCAAAUCUGACCUGAAAUCAGAGCGACUAGGAAAGGGCUUUUGAUCAAUAGUAUUUCUUUUUUCUUUAUUCUUUUGUAUCAAUAAUUAAGCGAAUUUAUUUAUGCAGAAUUUGUAUUUAUGUUUUCUGUGGAGAGGAGCGAUACAGGUCGGAAUACUAGUGUCUUCUUGACACAUUUUUUUUGGGAAAUACAUAAUUGCACAUAAAUGAAAAACAUUAAAUGAUGUCUAAUAUUUAUCCUCUGUGUACAGCUUGACAGUUUUAGCUAUAAUUACAUCUGUUUUAAGUAGAUACAGAAUGAAUGAAAGAAAUAGAAGAUUGUUGGUAAUGCAGAUGUCAACACUCGAUGACAAGAUUCAAAUCAGACUUGAUACAGUCACAAAACUCAUUUUACAUUUCAGUGAUUUAAAGAUCUUGUAAGAAACCUGUUAGUCUGCCAGUGUUGUGCACAGAAUUGCUGUUUAAUGCCCUUCUUAUCAUUCAUGGACAUAUAGAUUAAUCUAUUUAUAUAUCUAUAUAUCUAUAUAUAUCAAUCGGAUUGAAUUCAUAGGGAUGCCUGACACAGGUAUUAGAAUUGUCUUUGUGCAUCAAGACAAUAUUUAUUUUUUUGAAACUUGAAUAAGGGUUUUUGAUGUCACAAACGUAUUGUAUUUUUGUACUAAAUUGUUUUUGAAAGCUUCUUUUAAAAAUAGUGUGUGUACAAUACCUACUGUAUGUGCUUCAUAUACUUUUUAUCAUUCUGAAUACUUUAUUUAUUGAAGUGGUAGUGUGCUGUUAUUUUUAUGUGUCGCUGGUGAAGUGUGUGUGUGUGUGUGUGUGUGUGUGUGUGGAGUCACGUUUGCAUGUGUUUUCACACACACACCUAUUGAAGGUCCUUAAAAGUGGCUCGACGUUUUCACCACUGACAUCAGAUGUUCUGUGGCGUGUGUCUCUUCAGUCGCCUGUUGGGAUACGUGUCGUACGGAGCAGCAGCCAAUCACCGUUGUGUUUGUGUUGUUUUAUGGGUUGUGUAUCGAUUUAACUCUAAGACUGACUGUGUGCUUUUCACAAGUAUAAAGUGUCACUAUGUUCAUUUUAAAACAAAGAAACUUUGACAGACUACAAGUACAAGGUCUUUAUCUUUACCAUGUGUCAUAUAGACUGAAGUUUUUGAACAACGAAUAUAAUUUGAUAUUCAAUGAAUCCGCUUACUGUGUUUACAUAGUGUGUGCAGAAGGGCAAUGGCAGAUGAUCAGACUCGUAAAAUGAGUUCUCACCCUCAAUCUCCAAUUGGACUCACGCAAGUCUCACUUUCAUUACUGCAGAACUGAAGAGUUUCAAACGGUCCAUUCAAGUGAACAAGUAUUUUGAGUCCAAGAUGAACAUGAAGAUGGCGUGUCUUGACGUAGAACAGAUUUUGACGCAUUGUUUCUCUUAAGACUUGUGUGACCCGCGACUGAUAGGUCACGUGACUCACGGGUGACUUCCCUUGUUGUGUUAUUAGUUGGUUAAUUUGGUUCUAAUAAUCUGCACUCUUCAAAUGUUGUUCAAUGUUCCGUUGUUUUCUUUUUAUCAAAAAUAAAAGGAGUAGUUUCUGAA